Molecule: messenger RNA, 552 nt
Organism: Panicum hallii
Lineage: Eukaryota; Viridiplantae; Streptophyta; Magnoliopsida; Poales; Poaceae
Product: ethylene-responsive transcription factor ERF095-like
Exons: 1
Coding region: 1-552 (183 amino acids)
Biological process (GO): ethylene-activated signaling pathway; regulation of DNA-templated transcription
Molecular function (GO): DNA-binding transcription factor activity; DNA binding
Source: RefSeq, a predicted model, not a curated record
AUGGCGUCCACAUGGCCGCAAGGAGCAGAGCAAGGGUUGGCGCCGCCGGCGCCGCGUAGCUACCGCGGGGUGAGGCGUCGGCCGUGGGGCAAGUGGGCGGCGGAGAUCCGGGACCCCAAGAAGGCGGCGCGCGUCUGGCUCGGCACGUUUGUUACCCCCGAGGACGCGGCGCGCGCCUACGACGGCGCGGCGCUCUGCCUCCGCGGGAGCCGCGCCAAGCUCAAUUUCCCAGAGGACGCGUCGUCGCUCCGGCACCUGCCGGCCCCUGUGGGCUCUCGGCAGCCCAGCUCCUGCUGGAAUCGCACCAUUGACCGCUCGCCAUGCCCGGAGAUGGUGCACCGGAGGGACACGACGGAUGGGUUCAGCGGCGGUGACAAUGGCCGGUUCUUGGGUUCUUGGAACAUCGGAACCUCGUCGCCGUCGCCGAAGGCAACAUGCUCGACUGCUCCCGUCAACGCUACUCUGCUUUGUGGGAGCCAUGGAACAGGGAGCAGUGGAACGAAAGACGCGGGAAAUGGUACAGACAAACGCAACAACGCGAGGCAUUCAUAG